AUGGCGUUCACCAUAACAAAUAAAAAAGGUAAUAACUGUUUUAGUUUAUUAGAUCGAAUCGAUGGUGAAAAAAUAUGUAAUGAUAGUUUACCGUAUGAAAAAUGUUCAUUAAAUACUGGAUGUGGUUGUUUUCCUCUCAGUUAUAAUAAUAAAAGUUCUAUUUGUGCAUAUUUAUAUGUUACUUGUUCUGAGUUAUUAUCAUAUGCUCAAGAUAACAAAACAUGUUAUCAACCAGGAUAUACUUGUGUAAAACAUUCUCGAUGUCAAAACAGUCCAUUAUGUUAUCCAAUGAAAAUGGCAACUCGUUUAAUGUGUCCAUUAAUACUUUCAACAAGUAUAUCUCCAAUACCUGACGAUGGAAUUUGUGAAAAUGCUAAAUGGAACACUACUGGCAUAGCAGUGGCAGGAGGAAAUAACCCUGGAUGGGUGUGGGGUGUUGAUGUGGAUGAUUGAAUUUUUAUUCAAACAAUUUUAAUAAUUUUUCCAUCUUGGUUUCGUUUUAGUCAAUGUCUUCGACGAUAUUAUGAUCCAAAAGAUAAAUUUGCUCAUCUUGGAAAUGUUGAUAAAUAUGCAAUUGGUGUUUUUGUUUCAAUAACAAAUUGA
Messenger RNA from Rotaria sordida, 603 nucleotides. NCBI's taxonomy places the organism in Eukaryota, Metazoa, Rotifera, Eurotatoria, Philodinida, Philodinidae. The record is from the annotation of a GenBank genome assembly.